AUGCGCUUCAAGAAAGAUUUGCUGAAAACAGCGUCGUCCUUAGCGUCUAUAGAUGUGGACUAUGCGAGUCUUGAAUAUCUUGCCGUGGGGGGAUCAGGCACAAUCUACGCGAUUAAUUCGGCUCGGAUACUAAAGGAGUUCGACGACGCGGGAAUUCAUAUGGAGCGACGCGUAUCGCAACGUCUAGGUUCCGACCAUGUCAACAUUGUGCGUUGUCUGGGCCAAACACGCGAUGGCAAGGGGCUUGUUUACGAGCGAGGGAGAAGCGUGCGCGAGGUACUGAGAGGGGGGAAUGGGAGCGACGGGGGAGAUUCGGGCAUCCCACUCGAGACGAGGGCUGCAUGGUUGAUUGAAGCCGCAGAGGGGACGCAGUAUAUGCACGACCAGGGCAUUAUUCACGCGGAUACUGGAUGUCAUAAUUGGAUUAUAGUUGGCGAGCAUCUAAAGAUCAUCGACUUUGAAGGUAGUAGCCUCGACGGAGGAGAUGCAGCGGCGUCUUAUGAGUGGUUUAGUUACAAGGAAUCUUCUCCGCGCAUCAGCGUUAAGACGGAUAUCUUCGCUUUUGGCUGCGCUGUGUAUGAAGUCGUUGCAGGUAAGCAACCAUACGACAAAUUGAUUGUAUUUGAGGAUCGGAUGCUGCGUGCUAAGAAGUUGUAUGCUGAGGGACAAUUUCCGCACGUUGAAGGCUUGCCGUUGGGGGGGUUGAUGCUGGCUUUUUGGAAGGCGUGUUUCGAUUCUAUGCAGCAGGUUGUAAGGGAACUUCAGGUGGCUGGUGUGGCAGAUACUAGUGAUGUAGACUAUGACUACGGAGAUGUGGGCAUUAGAGAAGUCAAACAACCAACAUCUUCAUACCGCUCUUACCCAGCAGAUGCUCCGGCAACCUUCACAUCGCUGGUCAAGACGUUCAACGAUUCUAUAUUGAAUGCGCAGUCUGCAUUGCAAAUAUAUGCUUCUACUACAAAGAAGAACAAUAUCAGGCGGGCGCUUAACUUGAGUAAGAUCAAGACCAGAGUUAUUCAGCAUAUUUAA
Pyrenophora tritici-repentis Pt-1C-BFP is the source of this 1029-nucleotide messenger RNA. Its product is annotated as SPS1, Serine-threonine protein kinase. The record is from RefSeq and is a predicted model, not a curated record. Gene Ontology annotation, biological process: protein phosphorylation; signal transduction. NCBI's taxonomy places the organism in Eukaryota, Fungi, Ascomycota, Dothideomycetes, Pleosporales, Pleosporaceae. Gene Ontology annotation, molecular function: protein kinase activity; ATP binding.